AAUAACUAAUUAAUUAGCAGGAGAAGCCUCUAUCUGUCCAAUGGAAACGAAUGCCAGUGCUAACCCCGAGCCCUCUCGUUUCGAACCCUUUUGCAGGUGGCGCGCAGAAGAAGGGCGCGACAUUCUCGAGGUUCAUCUUCCAGGGUUCAAAAGGGAACAACUUAGGGUUCGAAUCAACAUUCGCGGAGGUCUUAUAAUUUUCGGAGAUUGUACGAAUCCUCUAAGCUCCUUUCACAAACAAGUUGAGAUUCCAAAAGAUUGUAAUGCAGAUGCAAUUCGUGCAAAGUUUGUUAGCGAAAUUCUUUAUAUAACAAUGCCUAAGAAAUUUCCUAGGAGCUCUGCGGGAAAACCAAAACAGGAAAAUAGUCAAAGCAAGGUGGAAGAAGAUUCUAGAGUUAAAGAAUCGAGUGCUGGAGAGAAGACUAAGACAUCAUCAGCACGCCUCAAAUAUUGGUUUGAGAGUGCAGUUUCAAGGCUUGGAAUCUCAAGAAGGAUGGCAAUUGCGGUUGUUGUUCUAAUGAUUGUCGUUGCAACUUAUGUUACACUUAAAUGUCGCAAAGUCUGGCCAUGUCCAAAUUAUUAUACCCCAAAAUGAACUUGAAUAAAAAUGAAAAUGCCUAAUUUUAUUGCUGUGA
Molecule: messenger RNA, 635 nt
Organism: Alnus glutinosa
Lineage: Eukaryota; Viridiplantae; Streptophyta; Magnoliopsida; Fagales; Betulaceae
Product: inactive protein RESTRICTED TEV MOVEMENT 2
Exons: 2
Coding region: 41-595 (184 amino acids)
Source: RefSeq, a predicted model, not a curated record